AUGGCUCCCAAAAUUGCUAUCAUUUACUACUCUACAUAUGGUCACAUCCGUUCCCUCGCUCUCGAGGUCCAGAAGGGUGUCGAAGCUGCUGGCGGCAAGGCUGAUCUUUUCCAAGUUCCUGAGACUUUGACUCCUGAGAUUCUUGCCCUUCUCCAUGCUCCUCCUAAGUCUGAAGACCCAAUUGCUACUACUGAGACUUUGGAGCAAUACGAUGCCUUUUUGUUUGGUAUUCCAACCCGUUUCGGUAACUUCCCUGCUCAAUGGAAGGCAUUCUGGGAUUCCACUGGUGGUCUCUGGGCUUCCGGAGCUCUUUACGGUAAAUACGCUGGUGUCUUUGUCUCCACUGGUACCCCUGGUGGUGGCCAAGAGGUCACUGUUCUUAACUCGAUCUCUGUCUUGACUCAUCACGGUAUCAUCUAUGUUCCCUUGGGCUACAAGAAUACAUUCGGCCAACUUACAAACUUGUCAGAACCCCACGGUGGCUCUCCCUGGGGUGCUGGCUCCUUUGCUGGACCUGAUGGUUCUCGCCAACCUUCUGCUCUUGAAAAGGAGGUUGCUCAGAUUCAGGGCAAAGUCUUUUACGAGACCGUUUCCAAGGCUCUUUAG
Molecule: messenger RNA, 606 nt
Organism: Magnusiomyces paraingens
Lineage: Eukaryota; Fungi; Ascomycota; Dipodascomycetes; Dipodascales; Dipodascaceae
Exons: 1
Coding region: 1-606 (201 amino acids)
Molecular function (GO): NAD(P)H dehydrogenase (quinone) activity; FMN binding
Source: RefSeq, a predicted model, not a curated record